GUAAUUUUGGCCACGAUUUGGCAUGCCGCUCUUGAUUUUGUUGCUCCCAUUCGCUUUCAUCAGCUGGCCGUGAAAUCAAUAAGCAUAAAAUAUUCAAGUCCGCGCGGUGGCAAAUUUAGCAUGGCGGAAUUCGCGGAGGUCUUGCCCCACAAUGGCCUGAUGGACGGGAUCGCCUCGGGAGUGGGGGUGCCCGUGGAGGCCCUCCGGUUGCUCCUCACCAUUUUGGCCGGUUAUCCGGUUGCAGCAUUUUAUCAAAAGUUUAUUGCCAUAAUUGCCAACAAAACAGUGCAUCACAUGUUCUUCGCUGGAUGCGGCGCUGGAUUAUGUUACUUCAACUAUGGUCGAGACACAUAUCACUCACUCAUAGCCAUCCUGACCACCUAUUUCCUGGUACUUCUCGUGCGAAAGAAAACGCAAAUAUUUCUGGCCAUUAACUUCGUAUUCCAUAUGAGCUACCUGCUGCUGGGAUAUUUCUACACUUCCAGCAAUGAAUACGAUAUUCUGUGGACGAUGCCUCACUGCAUUUUGGUUCUGCGGAUGAUUGGCUAUGGCUUUGACAUAACCGACGGACUGAAAGAGGAGUCGGAAUUGUCUAAGGACCAAAAGGAGACCGCUCUGAAGGAACCGCCUUCUCUGCUGGAGCUCCUGGCCUUUUCCUAUUUCCCCAGUGGAUUUUUGGUUGGACCGCAGUUCCCAUUUAGCCGGUAUAAGGCCUUUGUCGAUGGCCAAUUCCGUCAGCACGAAGGAAACGUGGAGGCUGGCAUUCGUCGAUUUGGAGCUGGUGCAUUCUACCUGAUUGUGUGCCAAGUGGGAUUGAGAUAUCUUCCCGAUUCAUACUUCCUCACUCCGGAGUUUGCGCAAGUUUCGUUCGUCAAGAGAAUUUAUUUCCUCGGCUUCUGGGCCAAAUUCAGUCUGUACAAGUACAUAUCAUGCUGGCUGCUCACCGAAGGAGCUCUCAUUUGCAUUGGUCUAACCUACAAGGGAGAGGACAAGAACGGACAACCAGAUUGGUCGGGCUGCAGCAAUGUGAAGCUUAAGCUGCUGGAGACCGGAAACACAAUGGAGCACUACGUUCAAAGUUUUAAUGUAAACACGAAUCAAUGGGUUGGACAGUAUAUCUACAAGCGACUGAAGUUCCUCAACAAUCGCACGAUCAGCUACGGCGCGGCAUUGGGUUUCUUGGCGGUCUGGCACGGAUACCACAGCGGUUACUACAUGACAUUCCUCAUGGAAUACAUGGUUGUGAGCACCGAAAAACAAAUAACCCGUUUCUACACCAAAGUGGUGUUGCCCCAGUGGGGCCAUAUUCUGAACCACUCGGACAUCUACAAGCUGUUAUAUUUCUUCACUCUCAAAUCGUACAACAUUGUUUACAUGGGCUGGUGUCUCACCGCAUUUGUGUUUCUGAAAUACGAGCGGUGGAUCGUGGUUUACGGAGCAGUUAGCUACUAUGGAUUCACUGUUUUAAUACUCUGGGCUGCCUUCUAUCACACCUAUAAUCACUUUUUCCGGAGCAGUUCCCGAAAAGAAGCUGGAGAGGAUCAGAAGUUAGAGGAUAAAAGCACGGACAAACUCAUAGAGGAAAAGAAACCUGAAGAUAAGAAGUCUGAGUAGGAUUGGAUAGAUAGAAGGAAGUAACUGGCAGUUCUCAAAAUUUUAGUUUUGCCUUGACAAUUGUUUGGAAUUGGUUUUAAACACAUAAUCGAAUUGUUCUUACUAACCAAAUAAGAUGAUUUACCAAAUAACGAGAAACUGUAAUUAGAGAUUUGUUAACUAGCUAUUGAAACACAAUUUUAACAUAUAUAUAUAUUGUCUGCCUAGUCAAGGAGGAGUCAUCCCCAAGUAUGCAGUGUGUAUUUUGGCGAUAAGAUAUUGUUUUAUCUUGCCCAAAAACACAUUCUAUAUAUAUAUAAUAAUGGAAUUGUAAAUUGAAUAAGUGUUUAAACCGGUUAAGUUCAACUAGGAACUAGACAGAUCACACAAGACUACGAUAUACCAGGGUCUUUGAAAAUCAAACAAUUUCAUUUAUUGAAAGGGGAGCAGCGCUCAAGGAGACUAUCUAAGCCAUAAAGACAGUUUUAUACCAAUGUAAAGAUGAUGCAAAGAUAUAUUUUGAUAUGCUCACGCUAAGUUUUAUUGUCAGUAAAUUGAGAUGCGAAAUAAAUGCAAUGAAAUUAUUUUUAAGUAAAAAGUGCGCACUUUUUUGGGUACUUGCAUAUGACCUUUUCUAGUUAUUACCUAAGAAGUCUCAAAAUAUUGACUAAUGAGAAUUGCUUAAACUUGAAUAAAAUCGCAUGCGCAUUUAGUGCAAUUAUA
This is a messenger RNA of Drosophila teissieri, 2316 nucleotides long. RefSeq names its product lysophospholipid acyltransferase 5 (gene nes). The transcript has 4 exons. The coding region runs from base 121 to 1614 and encodes 497 amino acids. Lineage: Eukaryota; Metazoa; Arthropoda; Insecta; Diptera; Drosophilidae. Gene Ontology annotation, cellular component: membrane. The record is from RefSeq and is a predicted model, not a curated record. Gene Ontology annotation, biological process: lipid modification; phosphatidylcholine biosynthetic process. Gene Ontology annotation, molecular function: lysophospholipid acyltransferase activity; 1-acylglycerophosphocholine O-acyltransferase activity.